Molecule: messenger RNA, 863 nt
Organism: Humulus lupulus (European hop)
Lineage: Eukaryota; Viridiplantae; Streptophyta; Magnoliopsida; Rosales; Cannabaceae
Product: ribulose-phosphate 3-epimerase, cytoplasmic isoform-like
Exons: 9
Coding region: 1-765 (254 amino acids)
Biological process (GO): pentose-phosphate shunt, non-oxidative branch; carbohydrate metabolic process; pentose-phosphate shunt
Cellular component (GO): cytosol
Molecular function (GO): metal ion binding; D-ribulose-phosphate 3-epimerase activity
Source: RefSeq, a predicted model, not a curated record
AUGGGUGUGACGGCGAAGAUAGCACCGUCGAUGCUGUCGUCGGACUUCGCCAAUUUAGCGUCGGAAGCUGAACGUAUGCUCAAUUGUGGCGCCGAUUGGCUGCACAUGGACAUCAUGGAUGGUUAUGCCAAGUUAUUCUGGUAUGAUUAUGUUCUAUGGCGUUUGAACUAUUUGACAUGCAACUGUUAUAUUCCUUGUUUGAUUGGCCUGAAUAGGCACUUUGUACCAAAUCUAACAAUUGGAGCACCGGUCAUUGAGAGUUUGCGGAAGCAUUCAAAAGCAUAUUUGGAUUGUCACCUUAUGGUCACAAAUCCUCUUGAUUACGUUGAACCUAUGGGGAAAGCUGGUGCUUCUGGUUUUACUUUCCAUGUUGAGGUUUCCAAAUAUAAUUGGCAAGAACUCAUUCAAAUAAUAAAAGCAAAGGGCAUGAAGCCUGGUGUAGCUUUAAAGCCUGGGACGCCAAUUGAAGAAGUUUAUCCUCUGAUUGAGGCAGAGAAUCCUGUGGAAAUGGUCCUUGUUAUGACUGUUGAACCUGGAUUUGGUGGGCAGAAAUUCAUGCCAGAAAUGAUGGAUAAGGUGCGGACACUGAGAAAGAAGUACCCUGCACUUGAUAUAGAAGUAGAUGGGGGCCUGGGGCCUUCAACCAUCGAAAUGGCUGCUUCAGCAGGGGCAAACUGUAUCGUAGCAGGAAGUUCAGUGUUUGGAGCUGCAGAACCAGCCAAAGUAAUAUCCCUUUUGAGAAAUAGUGUUCAGGAAGCCCAAUGAAACACAGUUGAUUUUGGUUAAUUUUGAUGAAAAUUCUCAGUGCAUUAACUGUAACAAAACCUUAUAUAUGAAAUAAAUCCUCACUCUCUUUUCUUCUA